AUGAGGCCAACACAUCCUCUUCAUCCACCUCUACCUUCUGAAAAGCCCCAUACGAGUAACACGACUGCAAUCGACCCAACAACCGAUAGAAUCCCCACCAACAAAAAAUUGAUUUUUUUACGAGCAUGUUUAGCCGUCGAGCAAGGAUGGAGCUCCUUGAGACUAAAACUACACAAACCGGGAUUUUCCAUUAGGCCCGACACAAACAACUGGACAUCGAACUCGAUUAACUUGACUUUGGCAAGCUCGUUCGGAAUUUCCCCAGACAGCUUAUUGUUCGAAAGGUUCAAGUAUGUCAGCUUAGGCAAUUUCCCGAUCUCGGGCGGUAUGAGGCCGGAAAAUCCAUUUUCCGACAAAUCAAUCAACGUUAGUUGCGCCAGAUCACCAAUAGUUGACGGGAUUUCACCACUAAAGUUAUUCCCCUGCAGCCGAAUCUCUGUUAAUUUCGAUAACUUAUUUAUACACGAAGGCAGCACUCCCGAAAACUCAUUCCCGCUCGUCACCAAUCUUCCCAGGCUCUGCAACUCACAUAUUUCCUCCGGCAGCUCGCCGGAGAAACUGUUGCCGGAGAUCAACAUCUGCUGGAGGCUCUUCGCUGACGAGACCGACUGCGGAAUUUGUCCUUGGAGCUUGUUGUUUGAAAGUUCGAUAUACUCGAGCAAGCCCAAUCCCCACAGCUUGUCCGGCACAGUCCCCGACAACUGGUUGUUCUCGAUACGCAACCGAACCAAGCUCGUGCACUCUCCAUAA
Messenger RNA from Striga asiatica, 750 nucleotides. NCBI's taxonomy places the organism in Eukaryota, Viridiplantae, Streptophyta, Magnoliopsida, Lamiales, Orobanchaceae. The record is from the annotation of a GenBank genome assembly.